This is a messenger RNA of Danaus plexippus (monarch butterfly), 1905 nucleotides long. Its product is annotated as double-stranded RNA-specific editase 1-like. The coding region runs from base 239 to 1549 and encodes 436 amino acids. The record is from RefSeq and is a predicted model, not a curated record. The transcript is spliced from 10 exons. NCBI's taxonomy places the organism in Eukaryota, Metazoa, Arthropoda, Insecta, Lepidoptera, Nymphalidae.
CAGCAACUUUAUUCUAUAUAUUGUCAAUUUCGUUAAUCUGUUUUAUUAUCAUUUAUCACGUACCCAGACGUCCGAUUGACAUUUUAUUAAGUUACUUCUGCUUACUUGAUUAGUUGUUAAUCCACGCUACUCCAGUCGUUAUAAUAUUCGUGGAAACUUUAUACCCGCAUUUGACUGAACAUGAAAUUCAAUAUCAGUAUGUUUGUUACAUUGUGUGUGUGUCCGAGCGUAAGUGCACAUGAUCAACUCAGCUGACUGCCAGCAGUCGGGGCUCCGGCCGAACUACCGCCACAUGUCACCAACAAACAACAUGCAGUUCAACAAGCCCAUUACUGAAAAAGACAAUCAGCAGUGGAAUCAAAGGCAGCAACAACAACACUAUCAGCCGAAGCCCCAAUCGCACCCAGACCAACCAACGCAACUGCAACCACCGUCAAAACCACAACAACCACCGCCACAACCGCAGCAAUCACCACCACAGCCGCAGCAACCAACUCCAGAACCACAACAACCAACUCCAGAACCACAACAACCAACUCCAGAACCACAACAACCAACUCCAGAACCACAACAACAAACACCUCAGAAACAACAAAUUCUUAAAGUAGAAACAAAAAGUCCUGAACAACAACAGCAACAUCCGGGACAGAUUCAAGAGGUCACAACCCAGCAGGAGCCGGAGACGGAUAUGAAACCAGCAGUCGACGACAUUGACGUCACUAAACCUAGUGUACCGUUCUGGAUGAAGACGAAGUUGCAGGGCGUGAAGAAGAUCACGAACCGUGAGCGGCGCCGCCGGCAGAACGAGACCCUCCGCCGUCUGCUGGCGCCCAAGAACGCGCUCAUGGUGCUCAACGAAAUGUUGCCGGGAGAGACCCUCGCUAACCAAUUCAAAGUGGAGCCCGUAGGUGACGUCGGCGCAUACUCUCGAGCGACGCACGCCUUCCACGCCGAACUCAAAGUAGAGUCGAACGUCUACAAGGGCUACGGCGAGACAAAGAUGGCUGCUCGCAACGCGGCGGCCGAGCAAGCGAUCAGGGACCUCAUCAUAAAGAAAAUGUCGCGUGCCAUGUUUUGUACAGAGAAGCUGGAAGCCAUGGACACGGAAACCGAAGCGGGAGCGGCGGACGAGGGGGCGGAGGCCGAGGCGAUGCCCAUGAUACAGUUGGCGUCCUUCGCCUUGCAUAAACUAUUCUCAGAGUGGGAGGGGAGCGGACACCGCGUGCCGCAGUUGAAACUCAACCAGGGGUCGAACGGCGAGUCUCCGUCGGAGAGUCCUCGGCCAGCUCCCGCCAAGAAGGUCCGCCAGCUGCCGGAGCAGGCGGCCUCCAUGCACCCCUGCAUGCUGCUGACCUACAUGAGACCUCAGCUCGCCUACAGGCAGCUGGACUCAGACGGAGCGCGGCCCCAGGACACGCUAUUCAACGUCGCGGUCGACGUGGACGGACAGACGUUCUUCGGAAAAGCGUACAGCAAGAAGGAGGCCCGGCGGAUGGCGGCUCGCCUCGCCUGCGAGACCAUCUUUGGCGUCAAGUUCGACUCGCAGUGACGGCGGCUGAGUGACAUUGUGCUAUAUUAUAAAAACAGAUCCCUGGCCAUAGCCAGUGCGUGAAAUCCCUUCCCUUUCAAUACUAUGAUGUAUGUUGCAGCAACGUGUUUCCUAUCCUACCAGUGUGGGGCGGUGAUACGAUUCUUCCACAUUUUCAUGGGAAAAUCCUUCCUGAAGUCAUAUUUUAAAGUGCAAUUACCUUAUGUUGUAAGUGAUGGCAGACGAGUCAUGAAGAAUUUUGAAUGUACAUUUUCAAAGGGAGUUUUUAUUUAUGUAAUGAAAUAGGAGUUUAUUUUGCGCCAGUCGCUAGUUUGACUGAUCGACGUGUUGGAUACAUAUUAUACGUGAGUGAGGAG